CGAAAGGGAGGAGAAAUUGACCAAGUCGCGCAUGAAAAGCACUGAGCAGACUAAUCUGUUUUAGGCUCCACCAGACCAGUUAGACGCUGACACACCACUCACUCAAACUUUUAUUUUUCGCAAACCAUUGAAUUCAUCUUACUUUUUUUUUGUGAGGGGUGGGGGGGUUUGAGAGCACCUGCCUCGAGGAUACAGCGGUACAUCCGUCUCCUCUUUGCCGGAUCGGGAGUUGGACUAGCCCAGCUGCGCAGGAGAGCUCCCCUGCGAAACGCGCCAUGGGAUACGGGAGAACCACUGCCGCUUUGUGCAUGUACACCUGAGGCUUUUGUGGAUUAACAACACGUUGUUGUUUUUUUAGGAAAAAGAAGACUCUUUGAUUUACUCGCUUUAAGAGACUUUGUUCAGUCACGCGGAAUCAUUAGCCUCCGCCAAGGACUCUUAUCACUUUAUUUCUAAUUCCACGGUGUGGAUUUCGACGAAGAGCUGCCAGGAUGGUCUCGGCCGACUGUUUCAGAUUGUUCGUUGUCAUCUUGUGUUGUUCGUCACACACAAAUGGACAUUUGGAGACGGAGCACUCGCCUAAGAUUCUGCCCUCUGACAAUCCCCUCAUUCGACCUAAGGACGAUUUAUUGAACCUCACAUGCAGAGGUUAUGGCCUGCUGCACUGGACACUUGGUGAUCCCAGUCGAUCGAUCUCAUCAGAGGGGGUGAAGGUGGAGCCGUGUGAUUCCAGACGUCACUCUCACUGCAGCAAACUGACAGUCGCAAGCUUAAGUGUCAAUGACACAGGAAGUUACAGCUGUAACUACUCCAAGAACGGUUUUGAACACGUCACCUCGAUCUACGUCUACGUCCCAGCUCCCGAGCAACCAUUUGUGGAGCCCCAUAUAUUUAAAAUCUUGGGCAUCUACAGGCAUGAGACCAGCCUGGUGGUUCCCUGCCGGACAUCCUCUCCUGAUACUGUUGUUACACUCACAGGGCAACCACCUUUAUCAGAGAAGGUCACUAAGGAAAUAGUCUGGGAUCCGAAGGUUGGAUUCAAGAUUCCCUACCAACCCGAUACUGAGUAUAGCAUGCUCACCUGUAAAACCACGGUCAACGGUCGUGAGUUCAAGUCAAUGUACAUCCCUAUGAGAAUGACUCAUGUUCUUAUGAAUGUGAAGAUCACCCCAAAUAAUGUCGCCAAAGUGUUGGUUGGAGACACCCUCAUGCUCAACUGUACUGGUGAGACCACCUUUAAUGGAAGAAUCAACUUCACAUGGGAUUUUCCACAGAAGAAAGAAAAGCAUUACUAUACCAAAAAGACGACGGACCCCCCUGCUAAUGUUCUAGAGAUGAGCAAGGCUUUAAUUUUGCCAAACAUUACCAUGGAGGAUCAGGGGAAGUACCACUGCAAGGCUGACCUUGAACCCACGGUACACAGCAAUGUCUCAGUAACAGUCCUUGUCUAUGAGCAUCCAUACCUCUAUGUCUCCUAUAAGCCUGGUCGGCCUGGUAAGGUUACUGUUAGAGAAGGUAAAAAGAAGCUUGUGUUUGCCCCCAAGGUCGACGCUCUGCCACCAACAGACAUGCCAGCAUGGUAUAAGGAUGGGGUCCCUAUCAAGAAUAAUUCCACCUGUUACAAGAUGGCUGGUUACAACUUGAUCAUCUCUGAUGUGCAGCAGAAGCAUGCUGGGGCCUUCACCAUAAGCCUGGGCAACCAAGUGAAGGGCGUGUACAGGAAUCUGAGCUACACGCUGGUAGUCCACGUGAAACCAACCAUUUCAGAGGCAGAGCUUGCCACUGUGGACGUGCAGCCCUACAUGUUUGGCAAACAGCAUCAGCUAACCUGCACUGCUUAUGGGAUACCCUUACCAGACAUCUUUUGGUUCUGGCAACCGUGUCACUCAGACCCUGCACUUGUAAAUUGCAAUGCUAACAACAAGCCUCUUCCGGUCAACAUUGUUGACAGGGGAAAUAACUCCCACAACUGGAUUAAGAGCAUAAAUGACAAGUCUGAGCUGGUUAAAGGAAAAAACAAGACUGUGAGCACCCUGGUGAUAGGAGACGCUGUCAUGUCAGGACAGUACACAUGUGGGGCCCAGAAUGAAGUUGGCAAGACCACAAUGACGAUCCCUUUCUACGUUGACGAUCAACCUGAGGAAAUCACCAUCGAACCUCAGGCAGCCAUCGAGGGGGAUGACGUCACUCUGACCUGUCGGGCAGCUCGCUACCUUUACAAAGACCUACACUGGUUGGAUUCCAGGAAUCAAACGAUCACUUCCAACGUGUCCAGUCUCCAGAUCAGCCGCUACUCCAUUUCUCUUUCUCUCCGUCUGCAUAACGUGUCCCAAAUCAGCACUACAGGUUACAAGUGCCAAGCAUACAAGCUCCACAAGAGGGUUGAACUCAAGACCGCGGCACUUUUUGUGGAUGUGAGAAAAAGCCCCUGGCUGAGUCAAAAUCUGACUGAUCAAGAUGUGAACAGUAGCAGCACCCUGAUGCUGGCCUGCUUUGCUCUGGGAGUUCCUCGUCCGUACAUCAUGUGGUACAAAAAUGGCGUUCAGGUGGAGGAAGGACCAGGUAUCAGUCUGGGAAAGGACGGGGUCCUGACCAUCGAGAGGGUGAAGAAAGAUGAUGAGGGUCUCUAUGAGUGUGUAGCCAGCAAUGUUGAGGGUUUUGCGAAAACCAGUGCUGUUGUUACUGUGGUCGGGGAUGAAGGGAAGCCAAAUGUUGAGGUGAUCAUUUUGGUGUGUACGGGAGCUGCAGCCACGUUCCUCUGGCUCAUGCUGAUCCUCUUCAUCCGCAAGCUAAGGAAGCAACCGGCACAGUAUAAGAUGGGUCCGUCUAUCAUCAUUGACCCUGACGAGUGUCCCCUCGAGGAGCAGAAUGAUCUUCUUCAGUACGACAGCAGUAAAUGGGAAUUUCCCCGUGACCGACUGCGACUAGGCAAAACUCUUGGCCAUGGAGCGUUUGGAAAAGUGGUGGAGGCUUCUGCCUUUGGGAUCGACAAGCUCUCAACCUGCAAGACUGUCGCUGUCAAAAUGUUGAAAGGAGGCGCUACGUCAAAUGAGCGGAAAGCUCUGAUGUCAGAGUUGAAGAUUCUGAUCCACAUUGGCCAUCACCUGAACGUGGUCAACCUGCUGGGAGCCUGCACCAAGCCUGGAGGCCCAUUGAUGAUGAUAGUGGAGUUCUGCAAAUAUGGCAACUUGUCCAACUAUUUGAGAGGCAAGAGAGAUGACUUUCUCGUCUACAAGAGCCAGGACGGUAAGGUGGUGUCGUCAGGAUCGGGCUGCGAGCUGAGCGAGAUGAUGAAGCGCCGCCUGGAGAGCGUGGCCAGCAACGGAAGCUCAGCCAGCUCUGGCUUCAUCGAAGAUAAGAGCUACUGCGACUCAGAGGAAGAGGAAGAAGAAUCUGAGGAUUUAUAUAAGAGAGUCCUGACGUUGGAAGAUUUAAUUUGCUACAGUUUCCAAGUUGCAAAAGGCAUGGAGUUCUUGGCUUCCCGCAAGUGCAUCCAUCGGGAUUUGGCUGCACGAAACAUCCUGCUGUCUGAGAAUAAUGUCGUGAAGAUUUGUGAUUUCGGACUUGCCAGAGACAUCUACAAAGACCCGGAUUAUGUGCGCAAAGGAGAUGCCAGACUGCCGCUCAAGUGGAUGGCACCUGAGGCCAUUUUUGACAAGAUCUACACGACUCAGAGUGACGUUUGGUCGUUCGGUGUUCUCAUAUGGGAGAUCUUCUCUCUGGGUGCCUCUCCAUACCCUGGCGUCCAAAUUGACGAAGAAUUUUGCUGCAGGCUGAAAGAGGGGACCAGGAUGAGAGCACCAGAAUACUCCUCCUCUGAAAUAUAUCAGACCAUGUUGGACUGCUGGCAGGGGGAGCCACAGGAGCGACCGACCUUCAUUGAGCUAGUGGAACAGCUGGGAGAUCUGCUUCAGGCCAGCGUGCAACAGGAGGGGAAGCACUACAUACCCAUCAACACUGCCCUGCUGGCGAAGCUGGGAGACCCGUCCGCCACAGUGCCGUCAGAGGAGACGCCCACACGACCCGUCUCCCACCGCGAAUCAGGGAGCACAUGGAACAUCAAGAUCCGUCCUGCUAGUGUGAAAACCUUUGACGAGGUUACCAUGGAUGACGGGACGAAUGAGAACCACGAGGGCGGUCAGUCAGACAGCGGGAUGGGCCUGUCGUCUGACAACAUGGAGACUCUGAAGCGCCUCGAAUCGCUGGCAGGCCGACCGCUGAGCAUCAUGGCUCUGGCGAUGAAGGCAGUGAGUAAGAGUAAAGAGUCUGUGCUGAGCGACACAGAGAAGGAGAAGUUCCCUCUCAUUGUUCCCUCUCUGGACUUCAGUCUGGACGACUCGGCCCUGGACGCUGGUCUGGAGUGUCACAGCCCGCCGCCUGACUACAGCUAUGUGGUGCGCUACUCCACCCCACCUGUGUAAGCUCCUGCUCCGGCCCUGGAGAGUCUGAACGACAGCCUGGAGGCCUUUGCUCUGUUUUGGACUCUUAUCUCUCGACUGUAGCAAAGUUUGAAAGGAAAACACCAUGAGAUUCCCUCUUAAAGUGUUUAGACAGGACGCUCUGAAAUGAAUCUACCCGACUGUAACUUCCAACUUGCAGAGGGCGUCUGCUGAGCAGCAAAAGGAAACCUGUAGACUGUUGACUCCGUUCCAGUUUUCAGAAGCAGGCCGACGUUAACGCUGCUGGUCCGUUCCACAUUCACUGUGAUAUGUCAAACAGCUGGAAACAGCCUCAGGUAUUUCUGGCAUACUGUGAAAACGAACCACAAUGUGUCUCACGUUACUACAGAUCUGAUCAAACUACAGCCUUUAAAUAUGAAGAAUAACACCCAGAACAGAAGAGAGAGAGAGGACCGCUCAGGCUUUUCAAGUUUAUAUUGAAACUUUUUUUGAAUUGUUUGAAUUGUAUUCAAAAAGUGGAAAAUUUUUAAUUUGUAAAAAAAAAACUUAAAGAGAAAAUAUUUUUGUUAUGGAGCUACAUCCACAUAUUCAGAUUUGCUCAAGGCAAAAAAGCAGAUGGACAACAAUGUGAUAUUGAUUAUUAAUUAUGGAAAAAGUCUCUUAUUUGAGGUGUCAUUGCUCCUUUAACUCCAUAAAAAUAUCAGCUCAACUAACUCAGGUUGACCCAGAGGGACUCUGUCGUGUAGUGGUGGAUGUUUUUUCAACUCUCUGGGUUUUGUAAAAUCACAGCUUAAUGGGGGUUAAUGGAGGAAACCGGGUCGAGCUCAGAGUGAGAUCAGGUGGCUUCAGAUUUAACGUUACAGCUCGACCAUGAAGGCAUUCAAAUGAAAGGUUACUGUAAAUGUGGAUUCCUCCUCCCGCCCCCAUCUGGUGUCAAAGAAACUCAAACGCUGCGUUAUUUGUGUUUGGUCAAACUGAAAAGAAAGUGAGAAUAAAAUCUGAUUCUGUAUGUGUAUUUAUUUAGAUUGUGAACACUGUCACUUAGUAAUCCAGUUUUGUUUUAUUCAUUUACAUUCAUAGUUAAAAGUUAACCAAAGGAUUUUCCAGCUCAGUCUUCCUCAUAUCAACAUGUAAUAUCCCGACACUUCACUCCAGACGUAUAUGCUGUUUGUGCUGCUGUAUAGUAAAGCUGAGGGAAACGUGUCCUUUGUCUCGUGCUACGUGUUAGUAAAGCUUGCAGGGCAGGCUACCUGUGUGACGUGAGCACCAGUUGUACUACGUAACCUGUAAAAUCAAGCAUUUUGUUUCUAAUACAGCAUGUAUCGAAAGUACUGAGGACCAAUCUUAGCGUGCACGCCCUGUAGAAAUGCAGCUAGCUGGUGCUUGUUGACCACGAAAGGAAGCAGUAUUUGUCAGUGAGUAAACUGUAAACUAUAAAGUGUAUUUCCAAAUCCAAUUAAUUGUGUUUAUGUGGAGAGGAAGUGAUUAUGCACUGAUACUUUAUAUCAAGUAUAAUUUUUGUAUUCUAAAGGUGUAUUAUUGUGAAAUGGUGUUGAGGGUCACAUGUUACAAAGAUUUCCAAUUUAUUUUUCAUUUUUAUUUAACUCUUAACUUUAGUGCCUAGUAGGAAAUUAACAUUUGCAAUAUCUGUCAUAUUAUGUUCACUUGUUGACUGCUGUCACAUAACAUUCCAAGGAUUUUAUUGCAUUUCUUCAAACAUAACCAUGAUUAAUAGAACCUCCUAUAUCUUUUUCUGUUAGUUUUGAUGAAAGUAUUGUUAACACUGAGCAUAUGAAGUAAAUAAAUGAAUAAAGAUCUAUAUAUUUAUACUUUA
Anarrhichthys ocellatus (wolf-eel) is the source of this 6234-nucleotide messenger RNA. It is a transcript of the gene kdrl, whose product is annotated as kinase insert domain receptor like. Gene Ontology annotation, biological process: cell migration; cell surface receptor protein tyrosine kinase signaling pathway; regulation of MAPK cascade. The transcript has 30 exons. Gene Ontology annotation, molecular function: growth factor binding; vascular endothelial growth factor receptor activity; ATP binding. Lineage: Eukaryota; Metazoa; Chordata; Actinopteri; Perciformes; Anarhichadidae. Gene Ontology annotation, cellular component: signaling receptor complex; plasma membrane. Bases 492 to 4421 code for a protein of 1309 amino acids. The record is from RefSeq and is a predicted model, not a curated record.